AUGCAUCCUCAUCUACACACCAAAGACAACAGGGGCUGCGAAGAAGUAAUGGCUGCCCUCGACGAAUGCCACGCCCAAGGCUUUCUACACAAAGUCCUGGGCAACUGCAAUGGUGCCAAGCGGGAGGUCAACAAGUGUCUACGAGCAGAACGGCUUGAAAGGACGGCUAAGAACCGAGAGAAGGCGAAGGAAAAGAAAGAGAGGAUACAGAGAGUUUGGAAAGAGAUCGAUGAAGAAUCGUGA
Letharia columbiana is the source of this 243-nucleotide messenger RNA. RefSeq lists its product as uncharacterized. Gene Ontology annotation, cellular component: mitochondrion. The record is from RefSeq and is a predicted model, not a curated record. Bases 1 to 243 code for a protein of 80 amino acids. Lineage: Eukaryota; Fungi; Ascomycota; Lecanoromycetes; Lecanorales; Parmeliaceae. The transcript is spliced from 2 exons.